AUGUCGACUUUUAAUCUCAACGGCGUUACCAAGAAAACUGACACAGAUGAGGAUAUUGAUGACAUUGAUUUCUCCAAGUUGCUAGAGAAGCCAAGGCCGUUGAACAUCGAUAGACUGCUAUCUCUUGACGAAAGGUCUCUCACUGAGCUCUCCACCUCACCACAGCUUAGAAACGCGGAGAAUGCUCCUCGUCUUCUCCAUGAUUGUGUGGCUUCACCUAGCAUUGGAUUCAAUACUCCUCGGUCUGUGCAUGGAUUUGAGUCUCAUCCCAUGGUGGGAGAGGCUUGGGAUGCUUUGAGACGGUCUAUGGUUUACUUCCGUGGACAACCUGUUGGAACUAUCGCUGCUGUUGAUAACUCUGAGGAGAAACUCAACUACGAUCAGGUGUUUGUGAGAGACUUUGUGCCAAGUGCUUUAGCGUUCUUGAUGAAUGGAGAGACGGAGAUAGUGAGAAACUUCCUUUUGAAGACUCUUCGUUUACAGUCAUGGGAGAAAAAGAUUGAUAGGUUCCAGCUUGGUGAAGGAGUUAUGCCUGCUAGCUUCAAGGUUUUUCAUGACCCUGUUAGAAACCAUGAGACGUUGAUAGCUGAUUUUGGUGAGAGUGCGAUUGGAAGAGUGGCGCCCGUUGAUUCUGGUUUCUGGUGGAUUAUUCUGCUCAGAGCAUACACCAAGUCUACUGGAGACUCUUCUCUUGCUGACAUGCCUGAUUGCCAGAAGGGUAUACGGUUGAUAUUAAGCUUGUGUUUGUCUGAGGGGUUUGAUACCUUUCCCACUCUCUUAUGCGCUGAUGGUUGCUGUAUGAUUGAUCGCAGGAUGGGAGUUUAUGGUUACCCCAUAGAGAUUCAAGCUCUUUUCUUCAUGUCCUUGAGGUGUGCCUUGCUCCUGCUCAAACCUGAGGGAGAAGGUAAAGAAAUGGUGGAACAGAUAGUGAAGCGACUUCAUGCACUGAGCUACCACAUGAGGAGCUACUUUUGGCUAGACUUGAAGCAGCUUAAUGACAUAUACCGAUACAAGACAGAGGAAUACUCUCACACUGCUGUCAACAAGUUCAACGUAAUCCCUGACUCACUUCCAGAAUGGGUCUUCGACUUCAUGCCGCCUAAUGGAGGGUUCUUCAUCGGCAAUGUUAGCCCUGCAAGAAUGGAUUUCCGUUGGUUUGCUCUUGGCAAUUGUAUAGCCAUAUUGUCUUCCUUGGCUACUCCUGAACAGUCAACUGCAAUUAUGGAUCUCAUAGAAGCUCGCUGGGAAGAGCUGGUAGGAGAAAUGCCACUGAAAGUUUGCUACCCUGCAAUAGAAAGCCAUGAGUGGAAGAUAGUAACUGGCUGUGAUCCCAAAAACACUCGAUGGAGCUACCACAAUGGAGGGUCUUGGCCAGUGCUGCUAUGGCUACUGACGGCUGCUUGUAUCAAAACGGGUCGACCUCAGAUAGCAAGAAGAGCAAUUGAAGUAGCGGAAGCUAGGCUACAUAAAGACAACUGGCCUGAAUACUAUGACGGAACGGUAGGGAGAUACGUGGGGAAACAAGCACGUAAAUGUCAGACCUGGUCAAUCGCUGGAUACUUAGUAGCCAAGAUGAUGCUUGAAGAUCCAUCACAUGUCGGUAUGGUUGCUCUCGAGGAAGAUAAACAAAUGAAACCCGUUAUGAGAAGAUCCAACUCCUGGACUUGUUAG
Molecule: messenger RNA, 1671 nt
Organism: Eruca vesicaria subsp. sativa (arugula)
Lineage: Eukaryota; Viridiplantae; Streptophyta; Magnoliopsida; Brassicales; Brassicaceae
Source: the annotation of a GenBank genome assembly